Messenger RNA from Chlamydomonas reinhardtii, 2771 nucleotides. RefSeq lists its product as uncharacterized. The record is from RefSeq and is a predicted model, not a curated record. NCBI's taxonomy places the organism in Eukaryota, Viridiplantae, Chlorophyta, Chlorophyceae, Chlamydomonadales, Chlamydomonadaceae. The transcript is spliced from 3 exons. The coding region runs from base 183 to 2522 and encodes 779 amino acids.
GUAUUUUACUUACAUCAUCAUAAGCCAAUCACAGCCAGCAGAGAGCGAAAACAUGCUUGUCGGGUCUCAAGCCGCGAAAUUGACCGAAGCCCAUUUCUUGCAUUUGCGGUGUUUGUGGCCCGAAUCUAGUGCCGUCAACAUGGAUUAAGGUAUAGAUGUAAUCAAGACAGCUAUGGGCUAAGAUGGCCGGGUCCUGGGUGGGGGUCGGCGUGCACGCGCCGGAGUACAAGCUGGACGUGGACGGCGACGUUCAGCUGUUUGUGCUGAACAAGAAGAAGCGCAUCUCUGAUUACGUCAAGAAGUUCAACGUGUGCGACUAUGGGGCCAUCGGAGACGGCCUGGCCGAUGACACCGAUGCCAUCAACGCCGCGUUCCUGGCGGCAGCCAGCAAUGACAUGGUUUACUUCCCCGCGGGCAUCUACAAGGUGCGGCAGGCCACCGCCGUUGCCGCGAAGGGCGUGAUCGUGGCGGGCGAUGGGCGAGGGGUGAGCAUCAUUACCAGGGUGGGGACGGAGCCUGUCUUCAGUGUGUCAGGCGCAGAUGUCACCAUCCAAGACCUGGGUGUGGACGGCAACAGCGAGAGCUACCCCGUGGGCAGCACCCUAAUCCUGGGCCAGAGCAGUGGCCUGCGUGUCUUGGGCUGCGCCCUGUAUCGCAGCCCUGGCAGCGGGAUCAGCCUCACCGGUGCCACUCUUACGUGCGCCACCAGCACCGUGGCUGACUGCGACGUUUAUGACUGCAAGGGCGCCGGCAUCCUGCUCAACAAGGCCACGGACUGUGUGGUCCUGGGCUGCCGUGUGCAGAGGAGCCAGCUGGACGGAAUCGUGUUGCAGCAGAGCUGCCAGCGCUGCAUCGUGAGCACCAACUUUGUGACACUCAACUGCCUGACUGGGGGCCUGGCCGGGAUCAGUGUCGACAACUCCAACGACAUUGCCAUCAUCCACAACGUGGUGUCACAGACCAAGACGGACAGGCCCGGAUUCUGCACUCCCAACAACCAGGGCCCGUCUUUCAGGCUGCAGGUCGCUGGCAACCAGCUCUUCGACAACAUGGGCGGAGGUGUGUAUAACAACGCUCUGUUUGGCGUGCGCGUCGACUUGGGCUCCCUGUGGAACAUCAUCAGCCACAACCAUGUGCUGGACAACACUGUCAGCGCCGCCAACAACAUCAUUGACAAUGGCGGCGUCAACAACGAGAUCCACCGCAACAUGUGCCAGCGCCCCAUCAUCAACAAGCUUGACAUGCACGACAACCUGGGUGUCAACACCCGCACGCCCGAGUACCCGCUGGACAUCAACGCGUCUGCCAUCCUGCGCGAGCGCUUUGACGUGGACGGCAGCAUCGAGGUCCACGGCGCCAAGAGCGUGCUGCGCGGCAACACCGUGGCGCCCAUCCACGUGCUGGUGGGCCCCGGAAACCCGGGCACCCUGCUGAACGGCAUUGUGGUGGAGAACACUGCCAACUCCGCAGGCCAGCACACCGUCCUUGCGCUGCGCACGGCUGGCGCCACGGCAGGGAACCCCUAUGUUGCGUACGAUGUGGCGGGUGGCGUGCAGAGCUGGAGGCACGGCAUUGACCAGGUUGACAGGGGCAAGUUCAAGCUCAAGACCGGCCUGACCUUCCCCAGCGGCGUGGACCGCCUGACGGUGGAGCCUACCGGUGAGGUGCUCAUCACGGGCAACAUCGUGUGCAUCAACGGCAGCCUGCAGGAUGGCCAGGAUGGCGUGCGAAUGAUGCGUGGUGGAGACGGCAACGCCUACGUGGACGUGCGCAACGCGUCUGGUCUGCGCGGCUGCAUCUUCCGCACGGGCACCGCGGCUGGCACUGAGGUCGUCCUGGCGGAGCUGGACGGCCAGUCGCGCUCCAUCCGCGUAAACGGCAACACCACCAUUACCGGCAACGACCACACUAUCUACGGGAACGUGACAAUCCGCGGCGUGAACAUCACCACGGUGUCCAACUCGGUCAGCGUGACCAACAACGCCUCCACCCUGGCCUGCAACACGCUGUCGGUCACCGCGGCUGUGUCUGCCCUCACCAACACGCCCGCCCUGUCCCUCUACGGCUUGACCACCACUACCGAGCUGUCGGGCACCACCAUGACCAUCGGCAACGCCAGCACCGCCGCCCUCAACGUGCGCGGCACCGCGUCCACGCACGCCUGCAACACGCUGUCGGUCACCGCGGCUGUGUCUGCCCUCACCAACACGCCCGCCCUGUCCCUCUACGGCGUGACCACCACCGAGCUGUCGGGCACCACCAUGACCGUCGGCAACGCCAGCACCGCCGCCCUCAACGUGCGCGGCACCGCGUCCACGCACGCCUGCAACACGCUGUCGGUCACCGCGGCUGUGUCUGCCCUCACCAACACGCCCGCCCUGUCCCUCUACGGCGUGACCACCACCGAGCUGUCGGGCACCACCAUGACCGUCGGCAACGCCAGCACCGCCGCCCUCAAUGUGCGCGGCACCGCGUCCACGCACGCCUGCAACACGCUGCCCUACCAAAAAAAAACCCCUUAAACCGAACGGUCAGGGGGAGGUCACCAAAAGCUACCGACGGUGACCGUCGGUCAGCAUCGGUCGGGAUCGGUUGGGCAAGCUCGGUACAAUGCCAUUUGGUUAACUGUCGGUUUAAGGGCAGAAUUUCGGUGACCUGUUCGGUAACCUCCGACUACCUAAUGUUUGGUAACGCGCUGGUUAACCGCAGCGACCCUGUUCUGCAGAGCUAAGCCAAGUCCAGAGGAGAAGAUUGCUAAGUGAGUGCGGUUC